UAUCAAACUUCUUGGUCGCUCUGCGAGCGUUUGUCGAGCGCGCGUAAUAUAACGGUGCAUCUUUGAAUUGCUCUUUGAAUUGCAUGGUGUUAUCCACCUCUCCUCACAUUUUUUGUUGAAAUCUCCGGAAGGGUGAAUGUUGGAUAAACUUAAACUCGUUGGUACAUGGAUGAUUUUGUAAAAGAAAGCCUACUGAAAUGGAUUACACUGAUAAUCAAAACAGAUGUUACAGACACUGACUUGAGAGAUGGAACAGUAUUCACCCAACUAAUAGACCUUUCACAUUAUGUACCCAAAGUGACUGAUUUAGGGUGUGUUAAAGACCAGAUUACUUCCUUUCUGGAUGGCACUUUCCAAUCUAACGUGUCAGAUUUGUUUGACAUCGAUGGAGUGAUAUCUGGCGUAUCUGCUGAUCUGGAGGUGUAUGGUGUAUGCUUGACAGUUUUAUUAGGAUGUCUUCAAAGUCCCUGUAAACAAUCAUUCAUGGAUGCUGCUUUGGAUUUAACUUUGGAUAUGCAGACUGCUAUAUUUCAUCUGAUUCGAGGGCCUAUGAUCCAUCUAUCCUUCCAUCAUGAAUUCACACGAGAAUUAGUCAUAAACACACUUUUAAAUCCAUUCCCUGGCGUGCAAAAUGAUAGUCUGCUGAUUCAUCAUCCGGAUGUUUGUCAAACAGAGGAUGAAACGGGAGAACAGCCUCCGAGGGCAUUAUCUUCGAGUGAUAUUCCUGGUUGUCAGAAAUCAGUGAGUACUGCUAAUAAGGAUCGUGAUCUCUCAGUGAAGACUUCCGACUUCGAAUUUUUACGUCCCACUUCACCUUCGCGACAUGUUAGUAAACAAACAAAUAAGACGAAAGAUGCUUCAAGUCACCAGAGACCCAAUGAUUUGUCUUUGUUUAGCACCCUUGAUUUAAAUUUAAGUGCUACAUCAUCUCGUCUGAAUCUAGCCGACACUCCAGAACGCAAUACAAACCAUGGUCAUCAUGGGAUUCCACAACCAGCUUCACCGCUUACAUCUCUGAAAUGUCUUUUGGACUCUCCGUCCUUGACACACAAGACACAGCUACGAGAAUCAGAGCGUGAAAAACGACGUUUGCUAGCAGAACUUGAAAAGGAACGGACUUGCAGAGAUGAAGCUGAAAGUUUAGUUGCUGGACUUCGAAGUCAAGUUGAAAAAGCUACGCUACGAGCAACUGAGUCAGAAUCACGUGCCUUGCGCCUCUCCCGUGAAUUAAAGGCGCUUCAUGAUCAGGGCGAUGAGUUGGCUCAUUGUCGAAAUGAAUUGGCGCUGAAAGAAAAAGAAAUUACAAGUCUAAAACAGCGUGUCAAUGGUUUUCAAGACCUUAUGGCACAUUCCCGAAAAUUAGAGUUGGAAAAAAUAGACUUACAGCAAGAAUGUGAAGAUCUUCGUCUAAAGGUAGAUCAACAGUUGUGUCAAAUAAGAGAAUUCAAAGAGCGACGUAUUAAAUGUAGUGAAAUUGAAGAGCUUAAGUCAAAAUUACGUGAAGUUGAAGCUCAGUUAGCUCAACAAUUACGUGAACGUGAAAUGAUUGAAAAGGAUACAAGACAACAAAGUGAAAUGUUAUCACAACUGAAACUACAGUAUUCAAUGAAAAAACCUCAUCCUUGUGACACGUCAAAUGUUAUCAAUCAGUCUGUUUGUAACGUUGACGAAGUAGAAUGUGAUGUACAAAUACCUGCAAGUCCAUUAUUGAAUGGAAAUGGAUUACAAAAUAAAGAAUCUGUGUUGAAUAAUUCAUGCCAAGACUUGUCGUUCUUUAAACCCGGUGAAAAUUUGGGCAGCGUUUUAGAAGAUGACUUAAAAUCUGCACGUUUAUUCAUAUCAAAAUUACAACUGCAGUUUGAUGAAGAAUUAGGAUCAGCUAAACAAUUACUGGAAGAAAAAACGAAACGUUUAUGCGAACUUGAACAUAUUAUAAGUACACGGAUGGCAUUAAUCACGAUGGAUGUCGCCACACAAACUGAAGUUUUCCAUGCAUCAACCAAUUCUGAUGAAUUAUUGUCUCCAGAUUUACUGCAAACUUUAACAGUUGAUGCGUGUAGUGCAUCAGCUGCAGAUAGACGAGGUCUUUCAGAUGAACUAGUUCGCUUGCACGAGGAAAUAGCCGAUUCAAAAAGUUAUGCCCGAGAACUUGAACAAGAGUUAGCAGAAGCUAAUGAAGAAUUACGUUGUACUAAAGAUGAAUUGAUUGUACAAACUACUCUGUGUAAUAGAAAUCAACAAAAUUGGAUUAUACUGGAAAAAGAAUAUCGUGAAUUACAACAUCAAAAUAGAUUAUUACAGAAUAAUUUAUUAUCAGCUGAAGAGAAUCUUUCACGUACAGAAGCGACUCCGCAGAGUGAAGAAUUUGAAGCAGCUCGUAUGAAUUAUGAAAAAGAAAUUAAUCUAUUAAAUCAACAGUUAGUGGAAACAACCUUUGAAUGCCGUCGACUAGAAGCAGAACGUGCUCGUGUCGCAGAGCGUAAUUCAGAUUUACAACGUGAAUUAGAAACGACUAGAAUUCUAGUGGAUUCAUUAAAACAGAAUUCUGAAAGUAAAUCAAUCGAUUGUCAUUAUAGUAGUAGUCAACCAAGAAGAAGUGCACCAGUAAUUGGACCAUUGGAUCACAAUCAUCAGCAUCAUCAUCAUCGUCUAUAUCAUCAGUACAAUAGUGUACUUUCUAAAAAUGCCAGAGUUAAUCAUCAAAGACGCUUAAGUGAUUCUCUUGAAGAUUGGGAGGAUAGUGAUCAUCAUGAUGAUGACAAUGAAGAUUUUUCACAGUCUCAUCAGAUUCGAUCAUCUAUUUAUCCAUAUGAAAUGAAACAACCAGUGAAUCAGCCUGAACAUUAUUCUUGUGCUAUAGUUAAUCAUUCAAGUGAAGCUGCUUAUAAGCCGAGAUCUACUAUGAAUGGGAAUAAAAAUAAUGAAAAUUUAGGCUACUCCAAGCGUAAACGUCAUUUAUCAAAGUUACGCACAGAUUCAAAACAUUUAAGUCGUCUAGCUUCUAGAACACAAGAAUUAGAAGAAUAUGCUAUUCGACUACGUGAACAAUUCGAUCAGAUUCUGUCAGAAGAAGAAGAAGAGGAGGAGGAAGAGGAAGAGGAAAAUGAGGAGGAGGAGGAGGAGCAAGAUUCUAAACAACAGUCAUUGACUCAAAUGAAUUCUUUGAUAGGCGUUUAUCCAAAUAUAGCAGAAGCAAAUAACACCACUAAUAUGAAUGGUAAUAAUAAUUACAAUAAUAAUGACGGUAAUAACAAUAAUAAUAACAACAAGCAUAUGAUGACAGCACCUUCAAUCACUGGAAAGAGUCAUCAACAUACAAAUGGUUAUACCAAUGAAUAUGUUGACAAUGGUGAUUGUUAUGCUGUUCACGAACAAGAUACGGAUGCCGAUUCAUCAGCUUAUACAGACUUAAGUCAAGUCUCUCCGGUGUCACAGCCAGUUGACUCAGGAUCUGCAAAUACUAAUAAACUAACCACUGCUAAUCAUCAUGUACAAACUAACGGAUUUUAUAAUGAUAAAUUGCUGUCACAAGCUUCUUGUCAAACUACUGGGCAUAUUUCAACAGCUUCAAAGAGUUCAAGGAAUAGUCCACCUUUAUCUUCUGAUCCUAAUCGUCUUAAAGAAUUACAUUUGCGCAAUCGUCAACAGCCUUCACAUUUACGAUCAAGCUAUCCAGUGGAAACACAGGCGAUCGAUUCAACUGAUAUUGUCGGCACCUUAAGUCAAAUAACUACUGAUAACAAUCUGUCGAAUAAAAUCAAAAGUCGAAGUCAUAAAGGACAUCAUCAUUAUCAUCACACAAAAGAGUCUUCCAUAUCAAAUAGUGCCAACAGUCAGUCUACUAUGUACAAUACAACAGCAAAUAACAAUACUAGUGUCAGUCGACUUGUUCCAUCCGCUUUAUCGAAUGAUCCGAAACACACCUCUCAAAUUAAAUCUAUCCAAAACAGGAAUAACUUUGAAUCAGAUUCAACUCCUUCACCGUUGGCUGCUGGUUAUCAGCCAUUACCGAAGGAUAUACAAUCUCUGGGUGAAGCGUUAAUUUCAGCAUCUGUAGAUAGUAAAGCCAUGAAUUAUGUGUUAACCACCCAUCCUAAUCUUAUCAAAUCUGUAGUCUCUGAAAAAGAAACUACUCCUUGUAGGUCGUCGUACUCACUCACCACCAACGGCCUUCAGAACGGUGUACAUCAUGCGUUAUCGUCUUCAGAGAGAAAAAUUGAAUAUCGUAACAGUGUUCCUGAAGCUUUUUCAAAUCAUAAUAAAAUCCAUAAUCGCUAUGUUGAAACGCGCAAUGGAAGAAAUAGCGGCGGUGAAACAUCAUCUGAUAAUGAAAAUGUAAAUCCCCCUCCUCCUCCUCCUACAUCGACUGCUGCCAUGGUCAAUCGUCGACUUACUCAUUCUGGUUUAUUUGUCAAACCAUUGAAUCCUGUUCAAAAUCAUCGAAGUAAACGGGUGGAUGCAUAUUCUAAUCAACGAAAUUGUGUUUCACCAACCAAUUCUGUGCGUAGUGUAGAUGAUCUUAGUGGUGCAUCAAGUAUACGUAGCAGUAAGAGUUCUAUUGCCUUUGAAAUAAAAAAUGAUCAUAAAUCAACUGUCCGACGUGGACCUGCACGAUUGCCUUCACAAAUCAAUGGUAAAUCAGGGAAAUCAAAAAAGAUGAACAGUGGUGGUGCUGGUGGUGAUCGGGCUAUGCAACGAAUUAAUUGUCAACCUGCAUUUAAUGAAAGUAAACUGGCGACAGCUACUCAAAUUAUUCCACAAAGACAUAUUACACCUUAGACUUUUUAUCCACUAUGUAUUAAUAUAUGAUUUUUUCUACAAAUCAAAGAGGUCUGCCCAUCAUUUUAUUAUAUUUCAGUUAUCAAGUGGCAAUACUUGAAUAUAUUGAGAACCAAUUCUCUCUUCUUCUUUUUUUUACUUCCAAGACCCCCAUUUUGUCUCUUUAAAUAAUACCUAUUCAAUAAAUCGGAAUGCUUUGUACAUUCCAGUUCAUUUGAUUCAGGCUAAGAUGAACCUGGGGUUUUGGAUUUUCUCUUUCUUUUUUUUUUACUAUACCCCCUCUUGAUGUUGUUGUUGUGGUUGUUUCACAAAUUUGUCUUUUAAUCCACACGCAAAGUCUUUUGUGUGCGUAUGUGUAUGUGUGUGGGGGGUUAAAAUUGUACAUUUAUUUGUUUAAUUUUUUUAAAAAAAUUUUUAAACUGUAAAGUUAACCUACCUAUCUAAGUAUCUUUUGUUUAGUUUUCUUGAAUGACUCUCAGUCCGAUUUUCUCUCUCCUUUUUUUUAACAUGUUUGUGUAUACCAAUAUAAAUACUGCUAAAAUCCUUAAUAGUGUUCCAACACCACACAUUAUUAUUCUUCCAAUGCUUUUAUUUUCUACACAAAUUUUUUUUUUAAAAAAAAUAUGAAAACCGACCAAAUAAUCCCGGUUUCCAUCCAUGCUGCCUAUUUUAUCGUAAGAAAAAAACAAAACAAGAAAAUUCUCUGUAUAUUUCUUAAAUGAUUAAUGAAUAAUAAUAAAAGUAUGUGAUUUUC
Messenger RNA from Trichobilharzia regenti, 5533 nucleotides. The record is from the annotation of a GenBank genome assembly. Lineage: Eukaryota; Metazoa; Platyhelminthes; Trematoda; Strigeidida; Schistosomatidae.